AUCCCUGAGAAUGUAACAAAUUCAAAAUUCUCUCUCUUCUCAGAAACUUCAUCAAAAUUCUGGUUGUUGACUUGGGUGCCUAAUUCUUCAGUCUAUAUCUUAUUACCUUGCUUUUGAUUCCGUAACAACUGAUAGGAGACUUCAGAAUGCGUAGGCAUCACGCUGUUCUGAAUUGCACAGUGGAUUUUAGUCCCAUAUAACCCUUUUUGGUUUCUUUGCUUCCAAAUUUACGGGGCUAAUUCAGUUCUCAACAAACAUGUUCACGAAAAAUCAGUUCUUCUUCUUCUUCUUCCUCCUCUUCCUAAAGUUGUCGGCCUCAAGCGACGACGAUUUCAUCUUCAACGGAUUCAGUGGAGCUAAUCUAAACCGAGAGGGAGUUGCGUCGAUCACUUCCGAUGGCCUUCUUCAAUUGACCAACAGAACACAAAACAAGAAGGGAUACGGUUUUUAUCCAAGCCCUCUACAAUUCAAGUCUUCAUCAGGUAAGGUCCUCUCUUUUUCGUCUACAUUUGUGUUCGGUAUCCUCCCUGAGGUCCCGUAUCUCGGUGGCAAUGGCAUCGUCUUCGUUAUAUCGAAAACCACUGACUUCUCUGACGCUACCGCAAGCCAAUUCUUCGGCCUUUUCAAUGAUAGAAACAAUGGGAAUGCUACUAAUCAUGUAUUUGGUGUUGAGCUUGAUACUGUUUUGAAUCCUGAGUUUCAAGAUAUCAAUAACAAUCAUGUUGGUAUCGAUAUCAAUAGCUUGGAUUCUUACAAUUCGACUUCUGCGGGUUACUAUGAUGAUAGCUCUGGUUCGUUUCAGAACUUGACUCUCAUCAGUAAUAAAGAAAUGCAAGUGUGGGUCGAUUUUGAUGGCGAAAAGAAUGAACUCAAUGUUACUUUAUCUCCAAUAGGCAUGACUAAGCCAAAGAAGCCUCUUUUAUCCUCUAUUGUUGAUCUUUCGAGCUUGAUGCUCGAUGAAAUGUAUGUUGGUUUCUCUUCAACCAAUGGUGGUUUUCAUACUUCCCAUUAUGUUCUCGGUUGGAGCUUCAAGAUGAACGGAGAAGCUCGAGCGCUCGAUUACACAAAGCUCCCCAAGCUCCCUGUUAUUAGUACCAAAGGCAUUUCAAAAGCUUUUGCUAUAUGGCUGCCUAUCUCUGUGGUCUUGUUCAUACUACUGAUUAUUUCAGCAAUUGUUAUGAUACGAAGGCGACGAAAAUUCGCUGAAUUGCUCGAAGAUUGGGAGCUCCAAUACGGCCCUCAUCGAUUCUCAUACAAAGAUCUGUACAAAUCAACAAAAGGGUUCAAAGAAAAAGAGCUAUUAGGCGCAGGAGGUUUCGGUAAAGUCUACAAGGGGGUCUUGCCUAACUCCAAACUCGAAGUUGCGGUCAAGAAGGUAUCUCAUGAAUCGAGGCAAGGAAUGAAACAAUUCGUCGCCGAAAUCGUGAGUAUCGGUCAACUCCGACACCGAAACCUCGUUCAACUUCUAGGCUACUGUCGACGCAGAGGCGAGCUCCUCUUAGUCUACGAUUUCAUGCCCAACGGUAGCCUCGAUAAAUUCUUAUACGAUGGAGCUCAGCCUACUCUUAAUUGGGCUCAAAGAUUUCGAAUCAUCAAAGGAGUAGCCUCAGGACUCUUGUAUCUACACGAAGAUUGGGAACAAGUUGUAGUUCACAGAGACAUCAAAGCAAGCAAUGUACUACUAGACAGUGAGCUCAAUGGUCGACUCGGAGACUUCGGCCUUGCGAGAUUAUACGACCAUGGGACCGAUCCUCAAACGACACAUAUCGUCGGAACAAUGGGAUACCUCGCACCGGAGCUUUCAAGAACAGGCAAGGCGACAACCGCGACCGACGUGUUUGCAUUCGGUGCGUUUCUACUCGAAGUCGUGUGUGGUCGCAGACCGGUGGAGCUGAACCUCGACCUAGAGGAGCAGUUGUUGAUCGGCUGGGUGCUAAUGAGUUGGCAAAGGGGGCAUAUUCUUGAGACAAGGGACGUUAGUCUUGGGGACGAGUACUGUGAUUACGAGGUUGAGUUGGUUGAGUUGGUGCUGAAACUUGGGUUGUUGUGUUCGAACCCGAUGGCGGCGGCAAGGCCGAGCAUGAGGCAGGUUGUGCAGUAUUUGGAGGGGGAUUUGGCGUUGCCGGAGUUGCCGGCGGGUUAUGUCAGUUGUGCUACGCCGUCGCCGAGUGAAGGGUUUGAUAAGUCUUUUUGUUCGUCCGUGUCGAGUCUUUCUUCGUUGUCGGGAGGACGGUGAAAGUUUUUGUAGGCGGAGAUGGGAGCUCUCCCGCUUAGUAUUGUAAUUAGCAGCACGCUCAAGUGCAGAUUGUGAUAUAGAAUGUUUGAAUCCUGUAGGUAAGAGUAAUUCGAGUGCCGUGUGUAAAAUUAAUGCUUGAUUUGCUUCAAGUAAGGCGUUUCUGAAGUUGGACUUCUUAUAAGAACGCGACUGAAGCAAUUUGAAUCCUCCUUUAGUCAUCUUGGCAUGAAGAGAGCGCUUUUUGAUUCACAGUUUCUGUAAAUAUUUAGUAAUUUGCAAUUUAUUUCUAAUCUACCUGUUUUUGGUUGA
Messenger RNA from Asparagus officinalis (garden asparagus), 2545 nucleotides. RefSeq names its product L-type lectin-domain containing receptor kinase IV.1-like. Bases 257 to 2236 code for a protein of 659 amino acids. Gene Ontology annotation, cellular component: plasma membrane. Gene Ontology annotation, biological process: protein phosphorylation. Lineage: Eukaryota; Viridiplantae; Streptophyta; Magnoliopsida; Asparagales; Asparagaceae. The transcript is spliced from 2 exons. Gene Ontology annotation, molecular function: carbohydrate binding; ATP binding; protein kinase activity. The record is from RefSeq and is a predicted model, not a curated record.